CUCUCAGUUGCACGUCCGAAGUUGAAAGAGGGGGACGCAUGCAACUGUUUUCGAUAAUCGGCCGCGCGUUCCGUACGUGAAAAUUGGACAGUGCGCGUCGAGUCACGUCCGCGUAAAAACGGAUAUAUGCCCAGAAUAUUUAUUAAGUGGGUGGCUGUGCGUGACUUUACCCCGGCGACCAUCUCGCCCCGUAAAUGAUCGGUAGCGAAAAUGGGACAAUCGUUUGUUUUGUUAACUGAAAUCUGAAAGCUCCGCGACUAUUCAGCUUAAACGCAGCGCUGCAGUACUGGCGUUUAACUUCAUCCAAAGACAGAAAAAGUUAUAGUAAAGAAAAAACAGUGGUCGUGUGUGAGUGAUUAAAAUAAUGGAACUAUUUUGAAAACUUAACCUAUAAGUCUGGACAAAAAUGUGUGAAACGCGGGAACUUUUCAGUGGAACGGUUCUGGACUAAGAUUUUGUAGUUAAAGUGAGAAUGUUACCGUACCAAGCGGUAGCCAUGGACUAUGCGGUGGCUUCCGCCAGUUUCCACCACCACCAGCGGCCGGGGGGGCUGCCCGGAGUGAUGGGACUGUCGGGCCCGGGGCCCGGCCUCAACCCGGGCCUCAACCCGGCCUUCACCCAUUCCUGGUUCGUACAGACAAGCCCGGAUAUCUGUCGACAGCAACAAGCAUCCAACCAAUCGCAUCUCGAACCUGGCAUCCUCGAGCUUAGAAAAGAGAAGAGUCGAGAUGCGGCGCGAUCGAGACGUGGCAAGGAGAACUAUGAGUUUUACGAGCUGGCGAAGAUGCUGCCGCUGCCGGCUGCAAUCACCAGCCAGUUGGACAAGGCCUCUAUCAUCAGGCUUACCAUUAGCUACCUCAAGCUACGAGACUUCUCGGGACAUGGAGAUCCGCCGUGGAGUCGCGACCCGCCUCCCACUAGUAAAGCCCUUAAAGGUGCUCAGAACAGACGGUCGGUUGCGGGCAUGUCCAUGGAACUGUUCGAGCAGCAUCAAGGCACUCAUAUACUCCAGUCUCUCGACGGCUUCGCGCUCUCAGUCGCAGCGGACGGGAGGUUUUUGUACAUAUCUGAAACUGUCUCAAUAUAUUUAGGAUUAUCACAAGUAGAGAUGACGGGUAGCAGCAUAUUCGACUACGUUCACCAAAAUGACCACGCGGAGAUUGCGGAGCAGCUUGGUUUGUCGUUGGCCGGCAGGGGCGGUGGUGCCGGCCUAAAUAGUCCCGCCUCAGGAAGCGAGGAGGGAAGCCAGCAUGGUACCAAUAAUCCUGACGUGUCAUCACAAAUGAGUCUCGCGGCAAGCGGGGUAUUAUUCCGAGGUAUGGAUAGAGCCUUCUGCGUCCGGAUGAAGAGCACCCUCACCAAGCGCGGCUGUCACUUCAAGUCCUCUGGAUAUAGGGUGGUGUUGAUGCUAUGUCGUCUCCGGCCGCAGUAUACGUUCUCUCACAGCCGCAAGUCGCCGCCAGCGCUACUGGGCAUGGUGGCCCUCGCCAUCGCUCUACCGCCGCCCUCCGUUCACGAGAUAAGACUGGAGUCAGAUAUGUUCGUAACGAGGAUCAACUUCGACUUUCGAAUAGCGCAUUGCGAACCCAGCAGGGUAUCAGAGCUGCUGGGGUACACCGCCGAGGAACUGACGGGGAAAAAUCUUUACGCGCUCUGCCACGGUGAAGAUGCUAACAAAUUAAGAAAAUGCCAUGUAGAUUUAAUGAAUAAAGGCCAAGUGCUAACGCACUACUAUCGGAUUAUGAACAAGCUGGGCGGCUACACCUGGAUGCAGACCUGCGCCACCGUCGUCUGCUCAUCCAAGAACGCAGAGGAACAGAACAUUAUCUGCGUUAACUACGUCAUCAGUGGACGGGAAUACCCCAACACCGUAAUGGAUUGCUGUCAAUUAGAAGAAAGCGUACAAGGAGUAAAGCGCGAAGAAACGACAGGAGAUCCCGAAAACGGGCCGCCUGAUGCCGACGCGCCUGGAGCCCCGCCUCCGCCCACCAGACACACGACAGAGCGCAACGAAGCUCCGACCAACUCUGAAUCUGCUUCAACAGUUCCACCAACUUCGGAUGUUACGCAUCUAACGAGACUAAGCGACACACAACCAUUACCUCUGCACACUAACACAGAAAGAACGUCACCAAUGCCCGCUAGAAGACUGAAAAAGCGAAAGCAUACCACUGAUUGCGAAGAAGAAACAGAAAGAGACGAAGAGAGGCGGAAGAGCAAUUCAAAUCCCGGCACAGCCAUAUCGCCUGCCGAUAUGAGCAAAACAAACUUAGCGAUACCAGAAGGUGGGAGCGACGCCACUUCAGUUAGGGAUUUAGAGAAUGCGAUGUCCAAACAUUUGCCAUCAGUAGCCUUGGAUGGAAAAGAAAUUUCACACCGACCAACUGACUUUUCAACGGACGCCCUGCUAAAGCAACAACAACAAAAAUCCACUAUACAGUGGAUAGGAACACAAAAUCAUCACUUGAACCACCUCAACAGACAGAUACCUGGCAAUCAUACUCCGAAUCCUGCAUCAGCUUUACUGAGACAACUCUACGCGAACAGGGAGAGCGUAAUUCGCAGUAACUUCUUAGGAGAUGGAAGAGGUGGCGGAUAUUAUUCCAGUGACGGUCAGUCGGGACCACUUCCCACACCGCCCGGUAGCGAGGGGUCCGGCUAUGGAGAGCAAAUCGGCCACAAAAGUACCGAAAUUGGAUCUCUGGCUUACACGAGUUAUGGAGAUUAUCAUUCAGCUAUGACUCCACCCGGAUCAGUUUCUCCCAGGGAUAAGCAGCAAUAUGCAAUAUCUUACGAUAAUAGCGCCUACUCUGACGCUUUAAGACAUUCGUAUUUAGGCGAAGCUCCUUUACCUUUGAAGCCACAAGCAUAUUCUGCGGUGCCCGGUGCAUUGGAUUAUGCAUCUCCCUUGGAUCAAUCUCAGUUUUUCCAUCCACCGUCAUCAUUCCAUCUCUAUCAUCCUCAGGCGCACUCCGCACAUCCGUCUCAUCCUCAUCAAUCCGCGGAUAAAACAGCACCUCCAAAUACAAAUUGGUACUCGUCUGGGUCAUAGCCAUAUUAUAGAUAGUAGAUAUUGGGAUCCAAAACGUUUGCCAAAAAUGUAAGGCGUUGAUUCAAUUGUUUGAUUCACAUUUAUUGUUACUGACUCUUUUGUUAUCGUUUAUGUUUACGAUGUCUGGACUUUUUUUUAAUGAUUUACCCAAAUCAAAAUUUGUAAAAUGUGACUGCGGAUGUUUAAAAAAUGUUAUUGCAUGCCGAUAAUAGAAACAAUUCCUUAAAAAAUAUAGUAGAAUAAUUAUAAAAAUUAUUUUGAUAUUAAGUGUGUGCCAAAACUGGUACUGGGUUGCCAUUCGGCUUGAUCGCAAAACGUGCAAUUACUAAUAAUCUUAUGAUUGUGAGAUGUUUAAUGUUAUAUUGCUGAAUGUUUGCAAAUUUUGAUAUAAUUUACUGUGAAAGGAUUGUUAUCAGAAUGUCAUUUUAAUAAUGGCUACCGAAUUUGUCACUGGCAACUUUACGAUUACUAUCGACAAAGGUCAAUAUUGGAAGGAAUUUUUAAUCUGUGCAAUGUAUAAUGGAGAGAUCUGUUGUGAACAUAAAAUAACAACACCAAAUUUAUAACAAAAAACAUAAGAGCUAUAUUGUGUAGCUUGU
Molecule: messenger RNA, 3651 nt
Organism: Papilio machaon (common yellow swallowtail)
Lineage: Eukaryota; Metazoa; Arthropoda; Insecta; Lepidoptera; Papilionidae
Gene: trh
Product: protein trachealess
Exons: 10
Coding region: 473-3052 (859 amino acids)
Biological process (GO): regulation of transcription by RNA polymerase II
Molecular function (GO): DNA-binding transcription factor activity, RNA polymerase II-specific; RNA polymerase II transcription regulatory region sequence-specific DNA binding; protein dimerization activity
Source: RefSeq, a predicted model, not a curated record